Ceutorhynchus assimilis (cabbage seed weevil) is the source of this 2109-nucleotide messenger RNA. The record is from the annotation of a GenBank genome assembly. NCBI's taxonomy places the organism in Eukaryota, Metazoa, Arthropoda, Insecta, Coleoptera, Curculionidae.
CAAAAGGGUAGCCAAAAAAAUUUGACAUAUUUUUGUUGUUUUUUUAUUUAAAGUUGUAUUUUGUUCAAAAAUCAAAACUUCCUUCGAAUUCCCAAUAAUAAAUUCAUUAUUAUUUGCCCAUUAUUAAGGGCAUAAAUUCCCUCCCUCCUCCAUACCUAAAUACUUCACAGGUACAAGGCCCUUUUCAAAACCCAACCAAGUGAAUAAAAACACCUGGCAGGUAAAGAGAGAAACGUUUUUAUGGGCAUGGGAUAUUUACCAUUGUUUUGGUCAGGUUCCAGGAAUUUGCAUAAGAAAGAGUGAAGGAAUUUUAUUUUACUAGCAAGAAAACAAGUGGCAAAAAAUAUGACUGCCUCGCAAAACUCUGCGGCCCCUCCGUUGCCCCAGCAAAACGGUUUACCAACCUCCAUACCCCAAAUGCCUCCUACUCCUAUAAAAACCCGAUUUCCAGAAGACCACAACAAAUUGGUAACCAAAAAAUUACUACCCAUUGCAGGGUUUUUUGUUGCCUUUGCCACAGUCAUGACUGUUUUGAUCUUGUACAUGGAUAAUACUGCCAUGAAACACCAUCAAUUCACUUUGAGCCUCAACAAGGACAUGGAAUUGAAUGGUAUUGCACAAGAUGAUCCUCAAUUAAUCAUGUAUCUCAAGGAAAUGGCCUUAACGCCUGCAGUUGAUAAGCACCAUAAGGCUUUGGAGUCUCAAGAUGUUGUCACUAGUGAAAUGGAGUAUGUUUUGAAGUUGUUAAACAAUAAGAAAAAUGGUUUGUUCAUUGAAGCAGGCGCCUACAGCGACAGUAAAACAUCAAAAACUGAAUACCUAGAGCGCAAUUUCGGUUGGAAAGGUCUUUUAAUCCAACCGGACCCUCGCCAUUAUUUUAAUUUGAAAAGGCACAACCGGGAAAAGAGCCAGUGCGUCCACGCUUGUCUCAGUCCGAUGCCUUAUCCAAGAGAAGUCACUCUGCACAAUGAAAACGACGUAAAAAUCAACGACUUGCACAGCAACUCCAUAGACAAUCCAGAUUGGUUGGUGAUUCGAGUAAAAUGUUUUCCUUUGUAUUCACUUAUUUUAGCUCUAAACAGCAGCAGCUUGGAUUAUUUGAAUUUGGAAACUGGCGGUACAGAGUUGCAAGUUUUAGAAACUGUACCUUUUGAUAGGGUAAAAAUUGAAAUAAUUGCAAUCGAUUUGAAGGAGAACGAUACAGAAAUUGGGACGAUUAAGAAGUUUUUAGCAACGAAAAAGUAUAAAUUUAUGGAUAGGUUCAAUGGCACUUAUCUAUUUAUGAUUAAUAGAGUUAAAAUUUAAAAAUAAUUUAUUUUUUUGGUAUUAAUUAGGACAAGUAUUUUUUUUUUUUAUUUGAAAGACUGAGUCGCGCAAAGAACAAAAUAAUUGUUGAGCUGUUUUUGAUCAAAAUUAAGGGUGUUGGCUAUUUUUGUGUUGCUUAAUCUUAGGUAAUGGAAAUUAUUGUCAGUAAUAAUUGUCUAUUUUGUAACGAUUUAUCACACAAUCAAAUAUAAAUAAAUAGAUCUCAAAAAUAAUGCUCUCUAAUUAAAAUGACAGCUUGCUUUUUUUUUGCUAAUAUUUAUUUUUUGUAUUAAGUAAUAGAUUGUAUGCAUAAUUAUUCCAAAUGUAUGUAUGUACAGGGUUUGUUCCGUUAUAACAGUUCUAGAUUUCAUUUCUAGUCAAUUUUUUGAAAGUUAUAAACAAUACCCUGUGCAUGUUAAUUUUUUGACCAAAUUAUAUUGAAUAGUGCCUUAGAUAUUCAACUAAUUAGGUUUAGUUAAUCGUAGAUUUAGGCCUUUAUUCACGAACAAUUCAUUCCUUUGAACUUAUAAUUAAGUUGGUUUAAUUUAAGGAAAUUUAGUAUUAUUGUUUAGUAAUUAAUUUUUUUUUGUACUUAUUUCAAUUAUUAUUAGUUUCAAUUAUUGGUAAAUAAAUUGCAGAUAGUGAGAAAAUUAUUGCUAUUAAUUCUAUAUCCUUUGAAGCCUAAUUUUUAUUGAAACAAUUGUAAAAUAGAUUAAAGAAAAUUAGGUAACAAAAAAAAUUGUUUAGCACAUGCAUAAAUUUUUUUUUUUAUUCAGGGCUCUCUACGGUUGUAAAGUAUCCAGG